GUUCAUUCAUCAAAUUCAGUGGAGAAGCUUCCAGGUGCAGAGUUCGCCAAAUUUUCAUCCUUGUUCUCUAAGUUUCGAAUCAAACUGCAUCAAUGAAGGCCGUAAUUUUCCUGGUCCUGUUCGUUGCCACCCUGGCCGCCGGUCAGGGCUGUGUCCGGGAUGAUUCGAACGGGCAGCCGGCUUGCAAUGCGGCCGAGGUGGCACAGCGCUUCUGGCGCAACAACUGGGACCCCACCGCCUUCUGGGAGUGCGAAACUGCCGGUGUUGAUGCCACGGCUCGCCGCUGCCCGACCGAGGGAAUGUUCGACUCCGCCACCGGAACCUGCAUCAACUGGGCCGACUGGGUGUGGACUCCGACCUGUAAGCCCCCUAGCCGGGUGUAGGUUUUGUCGUUAGGCGCAGUUGGUGGGAUUUCAGAAUUGAAAAAAAAGUGUGAUAAUACUAUUUUGUUACGUGUUAAUUUCA
This is a messenger RNA of Uranotaenia lowii, 465 nucleotides long. RefSeq lists its product as uncharacterized. The record is from RefSeq and is a predicted model, not a curated record. Bases 93 to 383 code for a protein of 96 amino acids. NCBI's taxonomy places the organism in Eukaryota, Metazoa, Arthropoda, Insecta, Diptera, Culicidae. Gene Ontology annotation, molecular function: chitin binding. The transcript is spliced from 2 exons.